Messenger RNA from Arachis stenosperma, 1851 nucleotides. RefSeq names its product protein TWIN LOV 1. Gene Ontology annotation, cellular component: nucleus. The record is from RefSeq and is a predicted model, not a curated record. The transcript is spliced from 7 exons. Bases 380 to 1639 code for a protein of 419 amino acids. NCBI's taxonomy places the organism in Eukaryota, Viridiplantae, Streptophyta, Magnoliopsida, Fabales, Fabaceae.
GUCCUUCUCUCCUCCUCCAUUCCUUUCUUCCUUGCUUGCGUCUCUCUCUCUGCUCACACAACACAAACUCACAAUCACCGUCACAAUCACACUCUCUACAGUUUCACCUCUCUUGUCUACUCCUUCUUAUAACCCGUCAUAAUCACCACAAUAAUUUCAACUAAACUACACACUUCAUUUCAUUCAUGGGUAUUACCCACAUGUUCUUCUUCUUCCCUCAAGCUUCAAUUUUUCAGCUUCCACUCAAACCUUAAAGCCUCCACUAACCGAAGAACAAAACCGUUAUUGAAACUGCAACAAGUACACAGUGCCCCAACUUACCACAUGGGAUUGGGAUUAAUAACCACCCAAGCAACGACCAAAUCCCAGGUAGCCUUUCAUGGAGUCAUCAUCAUCAACAUCAUCAUCAUCGACAAGAAGAACAACAUCAACCGAAAUAACAUCAACAUCGUUGAUGGCGAUACAGAAUUCCUUCGACUCCGUUUAUUCCCGCUACGCACGCGAGGCGCUCGACGAAUUGCCUGGUAACUUCACCAUCACCGACCCAUCAAUCCCAGGCCACCCAAUCAUCUUUGCCAGCCAAGGCUUCCUCAAGAUGACCGGUUACGACCGAGACGAGGUUGUCGGAAGAGGUGGGGCCAUGUUCCAAGGUGAUAGAACUUCUAGAAGGUCGGUGAUGGAGGUCAGGGAGGCCGUUAGGAAUGAUCGGAGCUGCCAGGUCAGCUUGCUUAACUACCGCAAGGAUGGGACACCCUUUUGGAUGCUCUUUCAUGUGAGUCCUGUUUUUGGAAGGGAUGGUGGCCGGGUUGUUCACUUUGUGGCGGUUCAGGUUCCUUUGGAAGGGAGAAGGCUGAGGAGGCGACGGUCUAUUGGGUGCCGGAGAGGUAGCGGCGAUGACGGUGGUAGUGGCGAUUAUGUUCUCGGGUGUUGUAGGAAGGAGGUGUGCAAUGAUAACAGCUUGGAGGUUGAGUUAGUUUCUUCCAUGGAUCACGGGUUGGACCAUGAUACUAGAGAAUUGGACAGUGACAAGCCGUGUGAGGCAACUGACGACGAGAAGAGAAGCGCGAUGGUUGCAAUGGACAACAUUUUUUCUGUGCUAACUCACUACAGCGAGUCAACAGGCAGAUUGGUAUGUAGAAAGAGAUGCAGCAUACCUGACAUGGGUCUUCUUAGCACUUCCUUGAUUAUUUCUCUUGGUAGAAUCAAACAAAGCUUUGUAUUAACUAAUCCGCAUUUACCUGACAUGCCUAUUGUAUAUGCCAGUGAUGCCUUCUUGAAUUUGACAGGUUAUGCAAGGGAUGAAGUUUUGGGCCGCAAUUGUAGAUUUUUGGGUGGACCGGAUACUGAUGACUCAACUUUAUAUCUGAUAAGGGAAAGCAUUAAAAAUGAACAACCAUGCACAGUACGUAUUUUGAAUUACAGGAAGGAUAGAAGCUCAUUUUGGAACCUUCUCCACAUCUCACCCGUACGUGAUGCUUCUGGCAAGGUAGCAUACUAUGUUGGUGUUCAAAUAGAAGAUGAGUGUAAAAACGAGGAUAGACAAGGCUUGAGCCCUGAGAAGAGGCAGCUUAGUGUGGUUGGUGUGGUGAAGGUUGCUGUCAGGAGUUUAUCAAUGCAUGUUGGAUCUUCAAAGUCAUAGGAUGAUUAUUUAUUACUCAUAAUAUGCCGACUUUCCAAAAUAUUAUUACCCGUUCACAAAAUUAUCAAUCUCAACUGAUUGAUCGUUGAGAUGAUAUGAGCACAAAAUACUGAUUUAUGUAAUCCAUAGUGUCCAAGAAAUUAUAAGAAAAACAUUCUACUAUCGAUAAAUAAAUUAAAUGUGUUCUCUCCCAUGUGCCUGUCAGCUGUAUU